AUCCUACCAAAUUUUUUGGUUGUGAGCUGGGAGCACAGACCCAGUUUGAUGUUAAGAAUGACCGUUACAUUGUCAAUGGAUCUCAUGAGGCGAAUAAGCUGCAAGACAUGUUGGAUGGAUUCAUUAAAAAAUUUGUUCUCUGUCCUGAGUGUGAGAAUCCUGAAACUGAUCUGCAUGUCAAUCCUAAGAAACAAACUAUAGGCAACUCUUGCAAAGCCUGUGGCUAUCGAGGCAUGCUUGACACAAACCAUAAACUCUGCACGUUCAUUCUCAAAAACCCACCUGAAAGUGGUGAUGCUGGUACAGGAAAGAAAGAAAAGGAGAAGAAGAACAGAAAAGGCAAGGACAAAGAGAAUGUUUCUGUGUCCAGCAAUGAGACGCUUCCACCCCCACCACCAGAGGAAAUUACUCCUCCACAGGUUGUGGAGGAGGAGGAGGAUGAUGACUGGGGUGAAGACACAACAGAAGAAGCCCAGAGGCGUCGGAUGGAUGAAAUCAGUGACCAUGCAAAGAACCUCACGCUUAGUGAAGACCUGGAAAGAACCGUGGAGGAGAGAGUCAACAUCCUGUUUGAUUUUGUGAAGAAAAAGAAGGAAGAAGGUGUCAUUGAUUCUUCUGACAAAGACAUUGUAGCUGAAGCAGAGAGACUGGACGUGAAGGCCAUGGGCCCGCUGGUUCUCACUGAAGUCCUUUUCGAUGAGAAGAUUCGUGAACAGAUAAGGAAAUACAGGCGUCACUUCCUUCGUUUCUGUCACAACAACAAGAAGGCUCAGAGGUACCUUCUCCAUGGCUUUGAGUGUGUGGUAGCCAUGCAUCAAACUCAGCUUAUUUCCAAGAUCCCACAUAUUCUGAAGGAAAUGUAUGAUGCAGAUCUUCUGGAGGAAGAAGUCAUCCUUGGCUGGGCAGAAAAGGCCUCAAAGAAAUACGUUUCCAAGGAGCUUGCCAAAGAAAUCCGUGUCAAAGCAGAACCAUUUAUUAAAUGGCUAAAGGAAGCUGAAGAGGAAUCUUCCGGUAAUGAAGAAGAGGAUGAAGAUGAAAACAUAGAGGUGGUGUACUCCACAACUGCCAGUGUACCUAAAGUUGAAACUGUGAAGCCUGCAAACAGCAAAGACGACGAUAUCGACAUCGACGCCAUUUAAAGCGACGCGACAGAGCUUCCAGCAUCACGACACAAACCGCUCUGCGGUUCCUGCCAGAGGCCUGACUUGUGCGUGCGCAGCUGAAACAGCUUAACACCCCGCUACUCUUUGUACUCUGAAAUGUAUCUUUUUACUGUGACUGGUCUUGUGUAACUCAGCCUAAUCCCAAGGAGUCAGCACGUCGGUGAACUGAUCUGGUUUGCAACUGGCAUGUUCUGUUUUUCUAACUUGUGUUGGACACAUACUUGGAGCACAUUUAUGCAGUUGUGGAAAUAAAGGAUUUGGUUUUGGUCAGUCUUCA
Molecule: messenger RNA, 1440 nt
Organism: Eurypyga helias (sunbittern)
Lineage: Eukaryota; Metazoa; Chordata; Aves; Eurypygiformes; Eurypygidae
Gene: EIF5
Product: eukaryotic translation initiation factor 5
Exons: 8
Biological process (GO): translational initiation; formation of cytoplasmic translation initiation complex; formation of translation preinitiation complex
Cellular component (GO): cytosol
Molecular function (GO): translation initiation factor activity; GDP-dissociation inhibitor activity; eukaryotic initiation factor eIF2 binding
Source: RefSeq, a predicted model, not a curated record